AUGUCAAGACAUUUUUUGAUUGGCUUAGGAGGAGGACUCACCAGAGACGCAUCAAGGCAGUCGACUGUCAACUCUUAUUGGCGGGUUCUUAAGUCUCUCUUUGUGGACAAACAUGGUUUCAGCAUUGAUGAGGGUAUGAGGGAGGACUGUGUCAAUGUACAUGUAAAUUCAUUUGAUCAAGCUGUGGGGCUUCGUUUACUGCCCAAGAGAAAGCCAUCCGGCACUAAAGGUGAUCUCUACCCCAUCCUCCAUGACCACUGGACGCGCUGUACGAAAGCCUAUGCCGGUGAGAAACAGCGCCUUUAUGUUGCUGCCGGUAUUCCGUCGUUCAUCUCCGGUGCCAGGUUGGUCUCACUAUUUGACACCCGGGUAAAGAAGGUGGAUGAAGAGGCAAAAGGGAAACCAACAGUAGUUGUGGUAGUCUGCAGGAGCUCAAAGAGCAUUGCGGGCUCUCAAAAUCGCCAUUCAAAGGAGACGAAUUCUCCUGACCUUCAGCCGAAGGUGGGAUUCUGGAUCAGGUAUCGAGAUGGCGGAUCCAAAGCACCAAGGAAACGCAAGAGGGAGCCUUCAACUAGCAAUGAGAGAUCUCACGAUUCAAAGGCUCAGCAAAGCCAUCAAUUCCCUCAAACGACACCUUACAAAGAGAUCAUAUCUGACACUGAAUAUGAGGAAUCAGAACGCCAUCCUAGUGGCGAUACGAACCCUGACCUAGAGUAUAUUGAUGAAGGGAGCGACAGCGAUGAGAGGGAAUCAAUCGUCAGUAACGAGCCAGAGGGAGAUAACGACAUCGAGUUAUCUAUGGGAUCCGUGGAGGGCGGCAAUGGUAGUGAUAUCGUUGCUGGAAAUGACUUCGAUGAAGUUGAUCGCUUCGUUGAGGAUGUGACGGACGACGACCCCGUGGCAGGACGACCAAAUAUCCUCCUAGCCAAGGCGACCGUGCUUCAUACCAAAAGCGAAGACAAGAAGCCGCGAGUUCUUGAGGAUAUCUACUGGCAACCCAUCCCGUCGCACCUCCAGGGUAUGAACUUGAAGAUCAAGAUAAAGAAACUCGACCAGCCAGUCUUCCGCCAACCCGAACGCACGGCAGAGGGAUAUCAAACAUCAGAGACAAAACCCCUCAAGGCAUCUACAUGGCAGGGCUACCGCCGGCACGUCGGCUUACUGAGCGGGCUGGAAUAUGCCUUGACUCAGUAUGUCUGGCGACGCUCGCUUAUCAGCGCUAUUAUCAGUAUGUGGCUUGUUCCUUUGAAGCUAUAA
Blastomyces dermatitidis ER-3 is the source of this 1257-nucleotide messenger RNA. RefSeq lists its product as uncharacterized. The transcript has 4 exons. Bases 1 to 1257 code for a protein of 418 amino acids. The record is from RefSeq and is a predicted model, not a curated record. Lineage: Eukaryota; Fungi; Ascomycota; Eurotiomycetes; Onygenales; Ajellomycetaceae.